CCUUAUUGGCAAUGUUGCCAUGGCUACUGCAUUCACGUCACUCAUAAUAUUCUGGCUGUGCUGAAAGCCUCAGCAUUUCUGUCAUUCCAGCUUCAAACGCAUGAAAAGCAGGAGACAGGCAGAGCAAGGGGACUGAAAUUUUAUCUACUAACAGGACAACGUGGAUACAACACUGGUAACUUCGGAAGAAAAGAUGUCCGGUGGGAUUUUCUCUCCUUUGGAAAACCUCUGCGACCUGGAUAAUGCCAACUGCCACCCCCUGGUAUGUUUCCUGUGUCACGAGCAGUAUGAGCAUCCCUGCCUCCUGGACUGUUACCACAACUUCUGUGCCAGCUGCCUGCGAGGCCGGGCGAUAGACAGCCGCCUCACCUGCCCUCUUUGUGGUCAUCAGUCCAUAGUGAAAGGAAACAAUGGGCUCCCGCCUGUAGACCGGCUCCUGAAGUUCCUUGUGGAUAGCUCUGCCGACUGCGAGGAGGAAGUUCAGUGUGCAAACUGCGACCAGGAGUGCAAGAAACAGGAAAUGGACACCAUGUAUUUCUGCAACACCUGUAACCAGCCCCUCUGCAGCAAGUGCCGCGAAGAGACCCACAAAGCCAAGAUGUUCUCUCGCCACGAGAUUGUCUCCUUGACUAAGCGCACUAAAGACAUCCACAAGAAAUGCUCUCUUCAUGAGGAACCUUACAUCAUGUUUUCAACAGAGAAAAAAUCCAUGCUCUGCAUUAACUGUUUCCGGGACAUGCAGGUAGAAAGCCGAGCCCACUGCAUUGACAUCGAGACUGCGUACAUGCAAGGCUGCGAGAAGCUCGACCAGGCUGUGAUGGCCGUGAAAGAGCUCCAGACGUCCACGCGAGAGGCCAUUGUCCUCCUCAAAGCCAUGAUUGAGGAGGUGCGCAACAGUGCAGAUGAGGAGAAGACAUCCAUCAACUCACUCUUCAGUAGCAUGCAGGUACGGAGUGGCUUGGCACAUGAAAUGUUUUUUUCCCCUGUAACUUCCAGUCAGUAUGAAGAGAAGGAAAAGGCAUUUAAGGAGCAACUCUCCCACCUGGCCUCCCUGCUGCCCACCCUGCAGGUCCAUCUGGUCACCUGUUCUGCUUUUUUGAGCUCUGCGAACAAAGCCGAAUUCCUGGAUUUGGGAUACCAACUGAUGGAGAGGCUCCAGAAAAUAGUCAAACUGCCACAUCGCUUGAGACCUACGCAGACGAGCAAGAUAAACACCGAGUACAGGGCUGAGUUUGCCCAUUGCUUGGAGCCACUGUUGCUGCUGAAUCCACGCCGCUCUGUGGUGGUGAGCGGAGGCAGCAUUGGACCAGGGAUCAGCAAUGGAAACAUGCUCUCGGGUGGCCAGUGCUCCAAGACGCUGAUAGUGCCUGGCUGUCCCCCUUCCUGCGAUAAGAUGUCCAUCACAGGCGCUAUCGUGCGAAAGCCAACCAUGCAUCGUUACAUCAGCACCAAGGUCCUGCUGGCCGAAGGAGGGGAGACGCCCUUCACUGAGCACUGUCGCAACUAUGAGAACAUGUAUCGGACCCUGCAAACAGAGAUUCAGAACCUGAAGGAUCAGGUACAGGAGCUGCAUCGUGACCUCACAAAGCAUCACUCCCUCAUCAAGACAGAGAUCAUGAGUGAGAUCCUACAGAAAUCCCUCCAGAUGGAUGUGCAGAUUGCCUCGGAGUAUUCGUCUGUGGAAAUGAUGCGGAGCAUGUUUGAAGAGAUUUGGGAGGAAACAUAUCAGAGGGUGGCAAAUGAGCAGGAAAUUUAUGAAGCACAGUUACAUGACCUGUUGCAGCUGAAACAGGAAAACAGCUACCUGACAACCAUCACCAAACAGAUUGCCCCCUAUGUCCGCUCCAUAGCUAAGGUGAAGGAACGGCUGGAGCCCAGACUACAAGAACCCAGGGAACUGAAGGAUGACCAGACAGAGAAUCUGCUCAAAAUUUACGAUGACAGCACAGUGACCAGCGACACAACACACAGGAACGACUUGACAAGAAGCAUGGAAGACAACAGGGAGCCCAAAGUGGACAACCGAAUGCUGAACAUUGUCACUGAGGAUUCCCUACUGAAAGACACUUACAGAACCAAACAGAAAGGUGGGACAGAGAGUCCCAGCCAGAAAGAUUUUGCAACUUAGGCAAGGCAGAGUGCCAAGAAGCUGCACGGCUUUGCAUUUCAUAUAUGCAAACAAAAGACUUAAAUAGGAGUUUCUCAAGUACAUUUAUGGUUGAGUCAGGCUGGUAUGUUACAGAGGAUCUAUCCAUUGAAAUAAAGACUUGACAAGAUGGGAAGGACCAGCAUUUCCAAAUUUAGUUUGAUGAAAUUGAGUCUUGAAAUGCAGAUUAAGGCUUCACCAAUUCAGUUAAUCUAAAUACUGUUCUCAUUACAUUACCAGAUGGUUUUUAAUCAGUUAUGGUCGGAUUUCCCAGGCCAAUUUCUUUGGCUAUUUGUGUAUUUUCAACAACGUUAUACUGUAUUUUUCUGCAUCAAUAAAUUCAAACCUCUAUUCAGCAGAGAAGUCCAGUAUCUCCUGAGUCAGAACUCUUUGGUGGGCCCACAUCAGGUCAGUAACUUGUUAUUGGAAUUGGUCUCCUUUCUCCUUCACAUGGAAACUUUGAAAAAAACAAAUAUUGAUAUAUUUCACACCUGAAAUCCCUUAUCUCAGCUGCUCAAAGCGAACUGUAAGCUCUUGAUGGUGAACCUAGAAAAAAUGGAGUAUUAAUAAGCCUAAUUUUGACAUUGUGCUAUCAAUUUAUUUUAAAUGCAUGAAAACAGCCAGCUCUAUGUAAGUUUUAUUCCCACUACCCCUACUCCCUGCCCCAAUGAAUACAAUUUAUUUAAAAGCCUAGCUAAGUAAACAAUGUAUUCUUUGUUAAAAGUGGAAUGUAGCUAUUUCCUCAAAAAGAAAGUCACCUUGCAUAGCCUUGAAGCUGGGUUUGGGGCGGUUAUUUUGGGGAGGAAUUGUUUUUAACACUUCUGCACUUUAGUGUAAUGAGAUCAGUAGGACAACAAUGUCUUCCUGAGGUUUUUAUGCUGUAGACUGUUCAGAAGUCUUGUUUUCCAUACAAGAUGUACACAGCUUUGUAUAUUAAAAAUCUGAAAAAAUAAAAUAUCAGUUCUUGAAACUUCA
Messenger RNA from Trachemys scripta elegans, 3121 nucleotides. It is a transcript of the gene RNF207, whose product is annotated as ring finger protein 207. Gene Ontology annotation, biological process: regulation of heart looping; regulation of cardiac muscle contraction. Gene Ontology annotation, molecular function: zinc ion binding; transmembrane transporter binding; Hsp70 protein binding. The coding region runs from base 194 to 2128 and encodes 644 amino acids. NCBI's taxonomy places the organism in Eukaryota, Metazoa, Chordata, Testudines, Emydidae. The record is from RefSeq and is a predicted model, not a curated record. The transcript has 17 exons. Gene Ontology annotation, cellular component: perinuclear region of cytoplasm.